Caenorhabditis elegans is the source of this 520-nucleotide messenger RNA. RefSeq names its product C-type lectin domain-containing protein (gene clec-47). The record is from RefSeq and is marked reviewed. NCBI's taxonomy places the organism in Eukaryota, Metazoa, Nematoda, Chromadorea, Rhabditida, Rhabditidae. The transcript is spliced from 2 exons. Gene Ontology annotation, molecular function: carbohydrate binding. Bases 4 to 486 code for a protein of 160 amino acids.
AAAAUGGGAAUAAUCACGUAUCUCAUUUUUGUACUUGCAAUUUUUAUAUUUCCAAUUGCUUCAAUUUCGUGUCCAAGUGGCUUUACACUUCUAGUUUCUACAUCCCGUUGUGCAAAGUUUAUUUCUGGCGAGCUGAAUUAUGACGGAGCAACAUUGUCUUGCAAUUCUUCUGGGGGAAAGUUGAUAUCAAUUCAUAAUGCAAUCGACAAUCGUGUAAUGAUGCAGUUUGCGAAUUCAUCAAUAACCAACGAUAAUUACAAUUAUUGGCUCGGACUCAAGUGCUCAGAAACUGGAAAUCCAAACGCCUGUGCUUGGGCAGAUUCGACUAAAUUUAGCUACAGUGGAUUUGCAAAAGCUUAUCCAAACACAGGGUAUGGAAACUGUGUAUUUGUUGAGACAGCAGGGAAUAGUGCUGGACAGUGGUUCAGUGCUACGUGCAAUGCAAUCAGAACUAAUGCUAUUUGCGAAAUUGCAGUGAAUUCUUAAUGUUGAAAAGAAGAUAAUAAACAUGAUUCAAGUG